AUUGAGCAGUAUUUUAACAGUGGAAUUUCUAUAUCGCUCUAUAAUUGGUGUAUUGAGCACUAUUUUAACAGUGGAAUUUCUAUAUCGCUCUAUAAUUGGUGUAUUGAGCACUAUUUUAACAGUGGUAUUUCUAUAUCGCUCUAUAAUUGGUGUAUUGAGCAUUAUUUUAACAGUGGAAUUUCUUUAUCACUCUACAAUUGA
Lottia gigantea (owl limpet) is the source of this 201-nucleotide messenger RNA. RefSeq lists its product as hypothetical. Lineage: Eukaryota; Metazoa; Mollusca; Gastropoda; Lottiidae. The record is from RefSeq and is a predicted model, not a curated record. The annotation marks the transcript as partial. The transcript has a single exon.